GUUAGCGUGGAAACCAGUUGGGCGAUAACACCGGCCAUGGUGCAGUCGAUAGCACUGAUUACAUUAGGAAAAACGCUUUAAUGUUGGCCUGUUCAACCACAGUGUAAGGGAAUCUCAUGUACCUUGGGGACAGGCGGAUCAUGUCAUUCCACACCCCUGCAUCACACGACUGAGGGUGGGCUGGCUUAUCUCCGACCUGUCUGCCAGCUCCCGCUGAAAUGGCCUACAUUCACGUUUGCAUAAUUUUUUGAUAACUUACAGAAUUUACUCACAUUGUAGAUCAAGUAAAACUGUCAUUUGUUAUGCAUGCACUUUAUUUUUUGCCUUUUGGUCAUUCUGUGUCACCGUAUCACAUCUCAAAUAAUGGUGUACGCAUGGGUUCUAAAGUGCGCAGAAGGUACGCAGAUUCCCAUCACACGUGUUUUUUCAUAAAUAUGAAUCUCUGUGUUGAAACACCCGUACAUGUUUCGGCGCAAUUUUCUUGCGUACGUGUCUUUGUACAUUUGGCCCCAGGUGUAGCCUAAUCAAUGAAAGAAAAACAUUUUAAAGAAGCUGAUUCACACUGUAUGUUAUGGAUGAGAUGCUGGCUAGCUAACAGCAAGACAAUAUAAAGGGGACACUUUAAUUUUGUUACCUGAAUUAUACAGAAAAUAAUCAAUUUAAUGUGUUUACUGAUAAUCCAUGUGGAUGCACAGUAAUAUCUGUAUUGUGAAUUGGGUUUACCCAUGUGCACAAACUCCAAUUAAGUUAACACUGAAUCGACUACAGUAACUGACAUCUUUAUCACCGGCUGCAUCAAGGGGCAGGGGCAUCACGAGCACAGGCACUGCACUAGUCUAUUCAUAAUGUCAGCAUAAUCCUUUUGCUUAAAUACCGAUCUCUGAAUUGAUGUAAUAGGGCAACAGGGACUAGCUUGGAUCGAGGCUGAUUGCAGUACUCCUCAGACCCCAGAGAAAAGGGCUGAUGACAGUGGGUCCAUCUAGCAGUGAAGCGGCCGUGAUGCAGACCUUGGUCAAAAGCACCAAUCUAAACACUUGAAUUGUUUGAAAGGGCGAGUAGUGAUGAGUGGAAAGAGCUUACUGCUGAAGGUGAUUCUACUGGGAGAUGGAGGAGUGGGGAAGUCCUCCCUAAUGAAUCGAUAUGUGACGGACCGAUUUGACUCCCAGUCCUUCCACACCAUCGGGGUUGAGUUCCUGAACAGAGACCUGGAAGUCGAUGGGCGCUUUGUCACUCUGCAGAUCUGGGACACAGCAGGGCAGGAGCGUUUCAAGUCACUGCGGACUCCAUUCUACAGAGGCGCCGACUGCUGCCUUCUCACCUUUGCCGUGGACGAUCUCCACAGCUUCCAGAACCUUCCAGCCUGGAAGAAGGAGUUUAUGUACUACUCUGACGUACGAGACCCCGACAGAUUUCCCUUUGUAGUGCUCGGGAACAAGGUGGACAAGGAGGAGGAACGUGAGGUGGGCGAGGAUGAGGCUAGGGCAUGGUGCGAGGAGACCGGCUGCUGUCCGUACUUUGAGACCAGCGCCAAGGAUGACACCAAUGUGGGCGCGGCCUUCGAGGCGGCAGUGAGGGAGGUGCUGGCCACCGAGGACCAGAUUGAUCACGCGCUGCUAAGCAGCACCAUUGAUCUCCACGGCAACCGCAAAGCACAACGGUACUCUUGUUGCUGAUUGGGUACUAUUGAAGGACUGUUGACCCGCUCUACUUGCUUCCUGCCUGUCUGUUUGUCUCUCUCUUGUCUCUCUUGCUGUACCUGGACUGUAGCUCAAUGGAGAGCAUGAGAGGAUCUGUAUUUCCAGGCAGCCCAUUGGUUUCUGAAAAUGGUAUGUUCUGGAAUUGUCUGUUAAGAGGCACACUCCGCCAACCAUAAGGACUAUGGAUAAUGCUCUCCUGUAAGUUACUGAUGGUACUGACUGAUAGAGCUCCUUUGAGGAGUAGUAUGUCAAUGAUCAAUGCAGCUGGUUUUAUAACUUUCAGGUGAGAAGUUAUCGAUGCUUCAUUUUUACAAUUACAGAUUUUUCCCAACACUUAACUCACAAAAAAAAUCAGCCUCUCGAUUUAUGUCUUCCGUAUCCAGUUUUAUUUUAGUGUUUCGUCAGACUUUUACUGUAGUCCAGGCCUGCUAUGCUAUCCCUACUACUGUAGUCUUCUGCGCUAGCCCUGCUACUAACGAACCCCUCUGUCUCCUCACCCCUCUGUCUCCUCACCCCUGUCUCCUCACCCCUCUUAAGAGCCCAGUAUGCAUGUGGCACAGAAUCAUGGUACAGAUUCAUUUGGAACUCGUAUUUUCUCCCAGUCACCUGAUGCUGUUUUGCCUGACAAGUGGCUUGACAGAGCAGUUAUGUUCCAUGUGAUGCACAUUUGUCAGGUCACUCACUUCCGUGUUUAAAUAUCCCUUUACACAAGGCCUAUUGACUAGACCUUAUACUUUUUAAGUGGACUAAAAAACAAAGUGGCAAAGUGACUAAACAAAGUGACUAAAUGGCAAUUUACAGAAGCACAUUUCCUUACAUACAAAGGUGUUGGUAGGCAGGUCAGUUGUUCUUUGGGCGCUUGUUUAUGGUUCUGAAUUUGAGGGAAUUUCAACCUGACGAAGGUUGAUAUGAUGGUUUGAGCCUCUUUCUAUGUAACCAAUGAAAAAGGUGAUGAUGACCGAGAGACAUUAUGUGACGUAUGUCAGCCAUACUGCCUUCCUGGACAUUAUAGUCUUGGAACACUUUUAUUACACUGUCAUAAGCCAUACCAUAUUUUUCAGAAAUAAAUUGAUACGAGUAUUAUGCUAGCUAAUUUAGCCCGGAGGCUAACUAAAGCUAGCUAGCUACCGCCUCGGAAAAAUAACUUACGCUUUGGGGACCGUCGGAAAUAUUUAGAACUCACCCGUCUCAAGGUAAAUAUUUGUUGAUUCCCAGGAAAUAGAAAACAUACAUUACGCACUUACUUUCAUUUUCGAAGUGUGUUACACAAUGGCAUGCCUACUGCCUAUAUUCGUGCAUUGCUUGGUAUCAUUGUUCCCGUAUCAAGUGCGGCAUAUAUUCCAGUGCGGUUUAUAGGAUACUCAGAUUUACAAACAAAAAGCUCCCAUUCUGGUGGGGUGCAGUUUAUAGCUUAUUUUACGAAAAAUAUGGCAAUUAUUCUACUGAUAAAGAUUUGUCAAUGAUAGCCAAUAAUACUGGUUACUCUUUGCUUGUAAUACUAAAAUAUUGGCUACUCUACUGUAAUAAUGGGUACAGUACUGUUAGUUAGUAAUACCAUAAUACUGGGUAGUACUGUUUAAUACGCUAUUAAAACUCCAACCAAUGCUGGCUUCACUUGGCUAGUAUCAUUGUAGUCUUAGCUAGCAGUAAAGGUUAUGGAUACUGUUAGUAAUACUAUUAUGCUGGCUACUCUUAGCUAUUAACAUUGUCAUACUAGAUACACUUAAUCUUAACUGAAUGUGAAACAGCUGGAGUACAAAGACAGCUCUGUUUUCUUUAAAACAAAAAACCUGCCUGAUAUCUGCUCUUAUCCGUACUGAGUCAAACAAGGCUGUAGAUAUCUGAAAGCCUUUAUGUUUUUUCAGUGUUCAGAGGCAGGUUUAAAGGGUACGUAAUGAUUUGUUCUUUACAUUAUAGUCUGUAGGGGGUAGCUUUUUAGUGGAUGUGUUUGACUGGAUUUCAGUAAUUAUGGGACCUUCAAUUGUCCUUUAACUUAAAAAAACAAAUUGUCCAGUGUCCGUAUCUCUAUUUUGGCUGUCCACUGUCAGUAUAGGUGUAGUAUUCAUGGUAAUUCCUGGGUUGUGUGAUUUACCGGUGACAUUGUUGCAUCAGUUAAAUAAAACUAAUAUAUUUAUUAGCAUGCAUAAUGCAUGCAUAAUUGACUAUGGUUCAGGUUACAUUUAUCAUAUUCUGUAUUAUGUUGAUUUAUAUUGAAUGAUUUCUUGGUACGUCACUAUUGCUUUUCUAUAAUGAUAACAUAAUCUAGCUUUUGAAUAGCUGUUACAGGAAGCUCACAGAAGAAAUAAUCGAUUCAAACAAGCACUGUGUUGAAUUUACUUGAUAUGUAUUCUGCAACAGCCCACUGUUCUAUUCAGCAGUGAGUCCUGACCCAACACUUCAGAUAGUGUUUGUGAAGUUAGUGUUUGCUUCUAUUCAUGUUUUAUAGUUUGUAACAGAACUAAUGGGCUUCUUUUUUUGGGGGGGGAAUAAUGUUUUAUUAAUGUCAGUAAUUAAACUAGAUUGUGUAAUGAUGUCUGUGAACCAUAUCCCAUAUAGAAAAACAUGAACAACUAAUGAAUUAUAAUAAAAACAUACCAGUUUUUUCGAUCUUGAAACAAGAAAUGUUAGUUUUUUCCAUAAUGCAUAAAACCAUAUGAUGUAAUAUGUACAUUGACAAGGACAUUCUUAAGUUAACACUUAACAGACAGAAUACAAAUCCUAUCUUUACCUCGGUGCUAUCUGAUAUGAUUUUAACGAUGUGAGAGGAUGUGGUUGACCUUUAUUACAGUUACACCUGCUUUGCUGUUUGUAUAUCACAUACAGGUAGUUUCAUGUACCCCUCAUAACCAUGAGGAUCCAGACUGAAUAUGUUUAGACUAGUGUGAUGGAGAAUACUAUUCUAUCGUAUAACGUAGACUCCUAGACUGUACCUCUUAGUCUGUCUAUCUUUGAAUAAAACACCAUUUAACAUGU
Molecule: messenger RNA, 4670 nt
Organism: Osmerus eperlanus (European smelt)
Lineage: Eukaryota; Metazoa; Chordata; Actinopteri; Osmeriformes; Osmeridae
Gene: rab9b
Product: RAB9B, member RAS oncogene family
Exons: 4
Coding region: 1062-1673 (203 amino acids)
Biological process (GO): retrograde transport, endosome to Golgi
Cellular component (GO): phagocytic vesicle; lysosome; late endosome
Molecular function (GO): GTP binding; GTPase activity
Source: RefSeq, a predicted model, not a curated record